Messenger RNA from Spizellomyces punctatus DAOM BR117, 2333 nucleotides. RefSeq lists its product as uncharacterized. The record is from RefSeq and is a predicted model, not a curated record. Gene Ontology annotation, molecular function: ATP binding; DNA binding; ATP-dependent chromatin remodeler activity. The transcript has 9 exons. Gene Ontology annotation, cellular component: nucleus. NCBI's taxonomy places the organism in Eukaryota, Fungi, Chytridiomycota, Chytridiomycetes, Spizellomycetales, Spizellomycetaceae. The coding region runs from base 12 to 2219 and encodes 735 amino acids.
UCCAGACGAUCAUGUUGGGAGGCUCGCAGGAUGCCCCUGCGCACUCUCAUCAACGCGCACAAAACGAACGCUUACGCCUAUUACUCGCCCGCGCAAGCAUCUACUCUUCUUUCCUCGCAGACAACCUCGCACAACGACAACUCUCAUGUGCCCAGGGCAACCGCAUGUCCCUCUCUACAUCUUCAGAGAAUGUCGUAGCAGAAUUCUCUGACCCUGACCCAGAACCUCCUGCCCGCGUCACACGGCGAAAGGGUGCCAGACCAAAGAGGCAUCCACGCGUUCAACCAGAUCGACCCGACAAGGUGCAAGAGGAUCGCGUGCAUGAGGUGCUCAGUGAGGGGCGGACAAAGAGACAACCGAGUCUUGUCACGGGUGGUGAAAUGAGAGAGUAUCAGUUGGUGGGCAUGGAAUGGUUGAUUAGUUUGUAUGAGAAUGGGUUGAGUGGGAUCCUUGCCGAUGAAAUGGGUUUGGGAAAGACCCUUCAAUGUAUAGCGUUCCUCGCCCACCUCUACGAAGUCGGCACAAAGGGCCCCUUCCUCAUUGUCGCCCCUCUCUCCACCAUCACCAACUGGGUCGCAGAGUUUAAGCAUUGGGCGCCUAGUAUUCCCGUCGUGUUGUAUCAUGGGGAUAAAGUCGAGAGAGGGUGGUUGAGGAAGAACAAAUUUGGGGUUGGGGUUGUUGUUACGACUUUUGAGGUUGUUUUGAGGGAUCGAACAUGGCUUCAGAACUACACGUGGACAUACAUUAUCAUUGACGAAGGACACCGACUCAAAAACCUAGACUGCAAACUCAUUCGGGAAUUGAAGCGGUAUCCGGCUGCCAAUCGGUUACUACUCACUGGAACACCGUUACAGAACAAUUUAGAGGAACUUUGGUCCCUACUUAAUUUCGUCAUGCCUGAAGUCUUUCAUGAUCGGUCAUUGUUUACGUCCCUAUUUUCCACCCCUACCGACACACCCGACACACCCAACAAAGACACACCCGACACGGACACACCCACAGAGAAUACAACCGACACAACAAGCCUCCCAACCCUCCACGCCAUCCUAAAACCCUUUUUGCUCCGUCGCAUCAAAUCCGAAGUUGACCUCUCCAUCCCACCUAAACGCGAGUGGAUCAUUUACUGCCCGUUAACGACCAUGCAAAAAGAAUUGUAUGAUGCGGUUCGGGAGGGGAGGUUACGUGAAAAGGUUGUGGAGCUGUUGAUGGGGCGUGAUGAUCUUGAUGAGAAAGACUUUGUGGAUUUGUCAGAUGAUGUGGAUCAGGAUGUCGUUUUAGCGGCGGACCUUGAUUUUGAGCAGACUGAUGGUGUACGGCGGGUAGUGAAACGGUUUCGAGAAGAAGAUGAGGAUGCGGAUAUCGAAAAAGCGCAUGCCGUUCAGGUUACAGUCAAGUCCCAAAAGCUCCAAAGCCCCAUCAUGCAAUUCCGUAAAGUAUGUAACCACCCCUUCCUAUUCUUUGGUCACCAAGACGAGACUCCAGUUCCCACCAGCACCAGCACCUACCUCCCCUUCGACCCAACCCACUCCACUCAGCCCCUCAUUACCCUCUCUGGUAAAUUCCUCACCCUCGACCGCCUCCUCCCUCACCUCCUCCCCACCCACAAAAUCCUCCUCUUUUCCCAAAUGACACGCACACUUUCCCUCCUCUCGACAUACCUCUCACUCCGUCAUAUCCCCCAUUGCAGGCUAGACGGCUCCACACCUCUCGAAGUCCGUCAAACUGAAAUCCACCGUUUCACCCAUACAGAUACCCCAAUCUUUUUAUUAUCGACGCGCGCGGGAGGGUUAGGACUCAACCUCACUGCAGCGGAUACAGUCAUCUUGUUUGAUUCCGACUGGAACCCGCAAUGUGACCUUCAAGCCAUGGACCGUGUCCACCGGAUUGGACAAACGAAACAUGUGUUGGUUUUACGGUUUAUUUGUAAAGGAACCGUUGAGGAACGGGUUGUUGAGUGUGCCAAUCGUAAAAGGAAAUUGGAACGGGUGGUUGUUCAUGAACGGCUGUUCAAGGGCACACAUCAAGAUUUUGUGUCGAAUACGAGUGUACCGGAUUCAGAGGUGUUGGGGAUUUUAAGGGAGCGGGUUGUGGUUGAUGCUGUUGGGGAGGGCUUGGUGACGGACGAGGAGGUUCAGAGGGUUUUGUGUCGGGAUUUCAGUCAGAAAGCAACGUCCAGUGGGGAUGGAGGGCAUGAUGGGGGGAGGGUGAGGAUGGUCUAAGUGUUUUUUCUUGGUGGUAUUGUUUUUAUGUACUUUGCUUAUUGGUGUAUCGGUCACUUUUGCUGUUGCUCUUUUGGCGUACUUGUAAAACAAAAUGAAUGUGCAAGUCUAAAC